Molecule: messenger RNA, 913 nt
Organism: Olea europaea var. sylvestris
Lineage: Eukaryota; Viridiplantae; Streptophyta; Magnoliopsida; Lamiales; Oleaceae
Product: probable protein phosphatase 2C 65
Exons: 2
Coding region: 43-450 (135 amino acids)
Biological process (GO): protein dephosphorylation
Molecular function (GO): protein serine/threonine phosphatase activity
Source: RefSeq, a predicted model, not a curated record
GAAGCACAACGGAUUAAAAGUUGCCAAGGCAGAGUUUUGGCAAUGGAUGAAGAACCAAAUGGGUUUAGAAUAUGGAUGCCUGAUCAAGAUUGCCCUGGUCUUGCUAUGGCAAGAGCCUUUGGAGGUUUUUGUUUAAAAGAUUUCGGUCUAAUAAAAGAUUUCGGUCUAAUCUCAACUCCCGAAGUAACUUACAGGAAGCUCACAAAAAGAGACGAAUUCUUGGUCCUAGCAACUGAUGGGAUAUGGGAUGUGUUAACGAACAAUGAAGUAGUUAAGAUUUUGGCAUCGACAAAGACACGAUCAACGGCAGCUAAAAUGUUGGUAGAACGCGUUGUUCGAACAUGGAGAUAUAAAUUCCAGUGUGCCAAGAUUGACGAUUGUGCAGUCGUGUGUUUGUUUUUCAAACGUCGCAAACCCCCAAUGAAAUCCAUUUCCGAUGUUACUGAUUAGAGCUUGAAUUUUAGGGAGCUUGGAGCAUAUAGUUAUCCCGAUAGGACUAAAACUGAUGAUGGGCUUGAAACGGUUUUGGAUUGGAAAGUAAAUGAGGGAUAUGAGAGCCGAGGAGAUCGAUCACAUUCUAUAUCAAAUAGGUCUAGAAAGCGAAGACCGAGGAAAUUGGAUUGUAUUGAAGAGUAGGCUGAGGCAACGACGGCAUAUAAAAGACAUGGACUAAAUAUCUUCAUCAUCGAAGGGUUUUUAGUAAUCGAAAAUCAAUUCCGCUGGGGUGACAGAAUUAUUUUGACACCCCAACUGACCUACACUCACAGUCGGGAUGUGUGGGGUGCCAUUUUUUACAUUUUUUAUUUACAUGAGAUCGGCGUGGAUCCCAUGCCAAUGUGAGGGUCGGCCAUCUAGAUGGACAAAAUUAUCUGACACACUGACUUUAUUCAUCGAAAAUACCUAGGAUGGUUUA